CUCAUAGAACUUGUUGACACGCCCAUUUUCCAAACCAAUUACCCCUACUACCUCGUUUGGUGAUGAUGGCGCGAAAAGCAUACACCCCAAGAAAAAAAAUUAACCAUGAAACGUAACAAACUAUUGGCAUCGUCGAAUUCCAUUCCUGACUCACAUUAUUUAUUGUGCUUCAGGCUUCAGAAGAUAGUUCGCGAGAUUUAAUAUGAUAUAAAUAAAUUAUUUAUUGAUAAUAUAGCCCUAAAAUUAUCAUAAUUAGGGGAUCACGUAAAAAUGAAAUAUGUGUAUUAUCAGACUGUCUCAGAAAUAAAUUGGUUGCAGUUUUUAAUACUACAUAUUUUAUGCAUUUUAUUAUCCCUGAUUGGGUUGUUUAUUGGGGUCAUCCGUUGAUAUUGUAUAUACAUAUUCUUGCUAUGUCAUUAACUGAUAAAAUAGGAAUAACAUGUUUUUGACGUUUUUUUUUUUAAAUUGAAACCUAUUAUUAUAAUAACAUAUAAAUUUUACCUCAUCUUUUAAUUUUUUAAAUACAUUAUAACAUGAUAAAUUUGCAGAUUGUUUCAGAGCACAUUUACCAGCAGAGCCUUUUUUAAUUGUUAUAAGAGCAAAAAAGGAAAAGUAGACCCGGGGUUUGUUUGAAAUAUCGAAAAUACGCAAAAAGAUAAAUACUGUAUAAUGUUAAAAAUAUUUGGAAAUAUAGUGUGCCUAAGUUUAGUAUUUUUCAUGUUCCAUUUAUUUAUAUACUCGUCCCUUCGUCAUUUCUUUGAAAACAUAUAUUCCAUAGGCUUGAAAAUAUUGCAGUGAUAAUAUCUGUGGUAGCGCUGCCAAAGCUCUCUGUUUUAGCUGUCUCGUGUAUUAUAGGUAUCUAAAGCAGAGCUACUUUAAAGCGACAGUUGGCGUAAACGUUAAUACUUAAAGAUGGAACCAAAUAAUCUUCUCGAAUUAUUUGAGUGUCCCGUUUGCGUGGACUACAUCCUUCCGCCGAUCAAGCAAUGCCAAAACGGUCAUUUGUUCUGCCUGCCCUGCAGUAAUAAGAUGAAAAACUGCCCCAUCUGCCGAAUCACCAUCACCAACAAUCGCAAUCGCGCCAUGGAGACCGUAGCGAGAUCGAUGAAUUUUCCGUGCAAGUACCAACACUUUGGCUGCAAGAAGAAAGUUAAAUACGAUGAGAAGCUUGAGCACGACAAGAGUUGCGCUUUCAAUCCUUGUUACCCCUGCGUGGUAGCUCAAUGCAACUGGCGUGGUCCCUACCAUGAAGUGCCACUCCAUCUUGAAUCUGAGCAUAAAAUCAUUACCAAUCACUCUGAAGGAGCCAUUUUAUUUCCUGUAAAAGGCAUUAUAAACUGUCAGGGCUGUGACCAAUGGAUGAUGUCGGCAAGUCGUCAUGGUCGGUGCUUUGUGGUGGUCCUCUCUGAGUUGCCCCCAGAUAAGCUCAUCGCCUUAGUCUUCUUCGUUGGCAAUCAACAGGAAUCGGGAAGCUACCGCUGGGCAUUGGAGGUGGGCGGCAGCAAUAAGUCAAUAAAAAUAGAAAAUAUGAAGCCGACCUCAAUCCUUGAUAUCAAGAAACUGAGCGUCAGCGGAAAAAAUGCCUUCGCCUUCUCUAAGAGUGACGCAACACGUUUUUCCUCCAAAGGAACGCUCAGUUUGAUGGUGUCCGUGACAAAAACGUCUGGUCCCAAAUUUACAGCUAAAAAUUCCUAAAGUGCAGAGGAGGAUGUGUAUGUGUUAGGGAUGGAGUUGAGAUUAUAAAGUAUUGUAAACCCCUCUGAAAAGUAGAAUAUCUUGGAAAUAUUUAAUGAUUUAUAAUUUGCAGUUAAAUGUGUAUGAUUUAGUCAUUAAAUAAUGUUGAGUCUUGAAAAUAAUGGCUGAUUUUUUUAUACCAAAUGCUUCUGUUAAGAUUCUAAGGCUUAAUUAAUAAACACAGUA
Messenger RNA from Cloeon dipterum, 1920 nucleotides. Its product is annotated as E3 ubiquitin-protein ligase sina-like. Gene Ontology annotation, cellular component: cytoplasm. Gene Ontology annotation, molecular function: zinc ion binding; ubiquitin conjugating enzyme binding; ubiquitin protein ligase activity. The record is from RefSeq and is a predicted model, not a curated record. The transcript is spliced from 4 exons. The coding region runs from base 913 to 1695 and encodes 260 amino acids. Gene Ontology annotation, biological process: proteasome-mediated ubiquitin-dependent protein catabolic process; multicellular organism development. Lineage: Eukaryota; Metazoa; Arthropoda; Insecta; Ephemeroptera; Baetidae.